Messenger RNA from Necator americanus (New World hookworm), 2634 nucleotides. RefSeq lists its product as uncharacterized. NCBI's taxonomy places the organism in Eukaryota, Metazoa, Nematoda, Chromadorea, Rhabditida, Ancylostomatidae. The transcript has 3 exons. The record is from RefSeq and is a predicted model, not a curated record. The coding region runs from base 1 to 2634 and encodes 877 amino acids.
AUGCGAGGGCUACCGGCUAGAGGACGAAGCCGGCCAAAGAAAAAUAGCGUCACAGCGGUGGAUCGACUAUCGGAUCGCUUGAUGGCUGUAAAAGUAGAUACAGGAAAAGUGGAAUUGCGAGUCGUCUCUGCUUAUGCGCCACAGGCGGGCUGUAGUGAAGAAGAGAAGGCAAGCUUUUGGGAGGAUCUGGAGCAGUACGUCCAAUCCCUGGAAAGCGAAGAAAUACUUUUAAUCGGAGGAGACUUCAACGGACAUGUAGGUUCUCGGAAAGACGGAUUCGAGAGUUGUCAUGGUGGAUACGGCUAUGGAGCUCGUAACGACGACGGGUUGCGAAUCCUGGAGUAUGCUGUUGCAAGUGACUUGAUCAUUGCUAACACGCAGUAUCGGAAAAGAAAAUCGCAUUUGAUCACAUACACCAGCGGCGGUCGUGAAACACAAAUAGAUUUCUGGAUGUUACGUCGACGAGAUCGCCGACUUCUGCAGGAUUCAAAAGUCAUCCCUACAGACCAUGUCGCUGCCCAACACCAUCUGCUCGUUAUGGACUUGAAAAUUUCCCGUCUAAGGAAGAGACAUGCAAGGACUGAAACACAGCGCAUCAAAUGGUGGAAUCUGAAGGAUCGAAAGGAGGUGUUUUUCGCGUCCGUGGCUCCAUCUACACUUCCCCACCCUACUCGUAGUGUGGAGGAAAUGUGGUCGUCUACUUCCAGCGUUAUACGCUUGACCGCAGAAAACACUCUGGGAAAGACGACUCUAGGUAAGCCAAAGGUACAAAAGGCUACGUGGUUUUGGAACGAGGAGGUUCAGGCGGCAAUUCGUGAAAAGAAGUCCAAGUAUAAGCUCUGGUGGAGGACGCGUCAGCCUGAAGAUCGGGGUGCUUACCUAGCGGGGAAGAGGGAGACUAAGAAGGCAGUCUCCAAAGCGAAGUCGGACCGCUACAAGGCUGUGUACGACAUGCUUGAUACCAGAGAAGGCGAGUGGGAAGUGUAUCGUUUAGUCAGAGCGCGUCAUCGCUCGACGUUGGAUAUGGAGCACACCAAGAUCGUUAAAGGAGCUGAUGGAGCCGUUCUGCGCCGCUCUAGUCAGAUCCUGGAGAGCAUCGAGGGUCCUGUUCUACCAAUUACUGCCGUCGAAGUCAGUGCUGCCCUCGCAAAAAUGAAGUCGAACAAAGCAAGCGGUCCUGAUGACAUACCUGCUGAUGUCUGGAAGCUGCUAGGAGAUCGAAGGUCCAUGUGGCUCGCAACUCUAUUUAACAAGAUCGUUGCAGAAGGACGGACUCCAGACGUUUGGCAAACUUCCGUGACCGUGCCUGUCUGGAAAGGGAAAGGAGACAUUGCUGACUGCACCUCGUACAGGCUUAUACGACUGCUGUGCCAUACGAUGAAGGUUUUUGAGCGUGUCCUGGAAGCUCGUCUGAGGAAAAUUGUUAGCGUUUCACUCAACCAGUGCAGCUUUGUGAAGGACUGCAGCACUAUAGAUGCUAUCCAUGCUGUCCGAAUCCUCCUGGGGAAACAUCGAGAGAAGAACCGCAGUGUGCAUCUUGCUUUUCUCGAUCUCGAGAAAGCUUUCGACCGUGUCCCACAUGAGCUGUUAUGGAUGUCCAUGAGGUCGCAUAGAGUACCAGAAGAAUAUGUGCGGUGGACGAAGCUACUUUAUGCGAAGCACACCAGCGUUGUACGAUGUGCUGCUGGAACAAGCAGGCCAUUCCCUGUACAAGUAGGGGUUCAUCAGGGUUCAUCCCUCUCACCUCUGCUGUUCAUACUGUGCAUGGACACGAUAACGAAGGAAAUCCAGAAGCAGCAUCCGCGGACUCUACUCUUUGCCGACGAUGUCAUGCUCGCGGUGGAGUCUCGAGAUGAUCUUCAGAAACAAGUACAGUCUUGGAAGGAUCAGUUGCAGCAAUAUGGAUUGCGCCUCAACACAUCAAAAACUGAGUACAUGGAGUGCGGACCAAGGAUAGAGGAUGGUUCAAUUCGUGUCGAUGGCACCGAAUUAAACAAGGUGAACUGUUUCAAGUACCUUGGAUCCAAAGUGACUUCCACAGGCGACAUUGAUCAAGAAGGUCGAGCACGUGUUAAUGCUGCAUGGAUGAAGUGGAAAAUGGCAACAGGGGUACUGUGCGACAAGAAAGUCCCUGUUCGACUGAAGUCGAAGAUCUACAGGACGGUUGUGCGUCCUGUUGCCCUUUACGGAUGCAAAUGCUGGCCGACGACGAAAGCCUUGGAAAGAGUGCUGCACGCUAUGGAGAUGCGGAUGUUAAGGUGGACAAUAGGUGCAACGCUAAAAGAGAAAGUAUCCAACGACACUGUGCGCUCCAUCUUCGGCGUCGUCCCGAUAACUGAGAAGAUGAAGGAGGCGCGACUGAGAUGGUUUGGUCACGUCUUGCGGCGGGAGGAAGAUUCUGUUGCCAAAACCGCACUGAAGCUCGACGUUUCAGGAGUGAGGCCGCGUGGGAGGCCAAAGAUUCGCUGGUUAGAACGUGUGAAGCUGGAUAUGAUAGAUGCACGUUUGUGUACGGCUGAUGCAAUGGAUAGAACCAAAUGGAAGACAAGAAGCAGAAAAGUGGACCCCAAGAAAGUAUUAGAAUGGAAGUACAGAAAUCAGACAUCAUUACAUCGAUUAUGUUCUGCACUUUAA